Molecule: messenger RNA, 1865 nt
Organism: Triplophysa rosa
Lineage: Eukaryota; Metazoa; Chordata; Actinopteri; Cypriniformes; Nemacheilidae
Product: immunoglobulin kappa light chain-like
Exons: 6
Coding region: 170-1183 (337 amino acids)
Source: RefSeq, a predicted model, not a curated record
AAUCUGCCAUUUUUAGCCAUAUGAGCCUAUAAUAUGCAUAUGAAAUUGACCAAAUCUUUCACUAUAUAAAACUAAAAGAAAUUAUUAAGAUCCUUGUGAAAAGUGCUCUGGCGGCAAUGACGUCACAAGCCACAGCACAGCCCCAUGAUCAAUACCAUUAGAUCGGAGGAUGUGGUUCAUUAUUAAUUUUCUGAACGACACAGGGUGUAGUGUCACAAUGCCCGGGAUGAUUAUAUUUUGGCUGUUAUUUGUAUUAAUAGAUGAAUGUAUGAAUCAGAUCACGUAUCCUGAUCGUCAAAUCAUACAACCCGCGGGUAGAACCGCCAGGAUAAAAUGCACUGUGGAUAAGUCGACACUUCAGUCGAAUGCCAUCCACGUGUACAGAACUAAAUCAGGAGCAGGUCUCGAGAGAAUCAUGCAUUUCGGGGCAGGAGAGACAAAAGGCAAAAACGAUGCCGGUUUUGAUCGCAGAUUCACUGGAUCAGUAACUGUAAGCCGAGGUCUAGUGACCCUGGCCAUCUCACCCCUCAAGUCUGACGAUGCGGGGAUGUAUUACUGUGCGCUCUGGAGUUCAGGCAACUGGAUCAAACACUUUGGAUCUGGAACACGACUGAUAGUUAACGACAAAACGACUGUGGAGCCAGAUCUAACGGCAUAUUCACCGUCAGAAAAACAUGAUAAAAAAAGUACUAUGUUAUGUCAAGCCAGCGGUAUGUUUCCUGACCUUGUGAAAUUCUCAUGGAAAACGGAGAGCUCGUCAGGAAAUUGGAACGAAGUGCCAAAUGAACAUGUUGUAGAACAGAGGGAUGAAAAGAACAACGAAAUUUUCGUGACAAGUAUGGUGAUUGUGGAUAAAGACACGGCCAAAAAUAACAAUUACCAAUGUAUUGUUGAACAUGAGGGAAACAAAAAGACAACCAAAACAGCUAUAGUAAAACGAGAUAAAGACGAAAGUUCAGAGAAAAAACCUGAGGAUGACACUCCGAAUCCAACAUGUCCACCCAGCGAGAACACAAAACAGAAUUUAGAAAGCUUGGAUCAAACACCCAGUUUCUAUCUGUUUGUCUAUGCAUAUGGUAUAAUGCUCAUGAAGAACGGAGUAUAUUUUGCAGCUGUAUGUAUAUUUCUACUCAAGAGAAAGGCUGGAAAGAAAGAUGAAAGCUCUCAAAAGCCAAGUAAAUGAAAGAAAAAACAUCAAGCAAAAAUAAUUACUGGUAUUUUAUUACUUUCAUGAAAAUGAUGCAUAUUAUUUUCUAUACAUUUUGUCAUCUUUCUUUAAUUAUUUUUGUCUUUCAUAGUGUUGCUCAUAUUUGUUUAUACAGUACUCUGUCACUUUUGGAUAAUUGCUUGGAUUAUUCAACAUUAUUUUAUCCAACAGCUUUUGAAAAUAGUUAUUUUAAAUAGCAGUCUUUAAAAUAGGCAAUGAAAUAUUGGGAUUUUAAGAAUUGAUGCAUUCUUGCGAAAUCUGCGUUUUUGCUUUUUGUUUGCAAUGUUUUCUUAUUUUUAGUCCUUCUGCUGAAACUUUCCUCUGACUCACAAAAUAAAACCUGAUAAAGUAAAUAAAAUAAAGUCUGAUAAUUAUUUUUGCAUAUAUAACAUUUACUAAACAUUUUAAAAUCAUAUUUAUGUUUAAAAACCAACAAAUGUUUUUGAAAAAUUACGCUUAAUGAACCUGAUAAAUGACAGGUUAAUACAAAGUGUUUGAGAGAUUACCUUGAAGUGAAAUUGAAAUAAAUACUAGUUACAUAGUUACUAGCUAGUUAGUAAGUUGUUUUUAGGAAACAAUGCAUUAAUUAAUUACAUAGCAUGUAUUAAAGUAGCACAAAAAGUCACAUUAAGUAAAACAGAAAUAGUAUUGGUCAAAU